Anopheles bellator is the source of this 1851-nucleotide messenger RNA. Its product is annotated as forkhead box protein H1-like. The transcript has 2 exons. Lineage: Eukaryota; Metazoa; Arthropoda; Insecta; Diptera; Culicidae. The record is from RefSeq and is a predicted model, not a curated record. The coding region runs from base 1 to 1851 and encodes 616 amino acids. Gene Ontology annotation, molecular function: RNA polymerase II cis-regulatory region sequence-specific DNA binding; DNA-binding transcription factor activity, RNA polymerase II-specific. Gene Ontology annotation, biological process: anatomical structure morphogenesis; regulation of transcription by RNA polymerase II; cell differentiation.
AUGCAUCCGGCAAUGGCCUCCCCACUGGAUCUACGGCCGGCGGGAUUACUGUCCAUCAGUUCGGCCGCUGCGAAUAACGGCCCGCUGGGGUCGCUGGCGGUGGAUCCAGCAAACACCUCGCAUCAGCAACACCAUCAUCAUCACCUGCAGCAACAGCAGAGCCAUCAGGCACCGUCGAACCGGAUCGGUGGUGGAUCGUCACGUAACCGGAGCCGCAGUAGCAGUAGCUCGGAAAACGGUGCUACCGGGCAUUCGGGCCUUCUGGCUGCCGAAUCGGAAGGAGCCAACGGUGAAGGAGUUCCGUCGGCCGGCGGCGGCCCUAGUGGUGGCUCGACGAGUGGCAAAUCGGGAAGCCACCGAUCGCAGAGUCUCGUGAAGCCCCCGUACUCCUACAUUGCCCUCAUCACGAUGGCCAUCCUGCAGUCGCCCCAGAAAAAGCUGACCCUCAGCGGCAUCUGCGAGUUCAUUAUGACUAGGUUUCCGUACUACAAAGAAAAGUUCCCGGCGUGGCAGAACUCGAUCCGACACAACCUCAGUCUGAACGAUUGUUUUAUCAAAAUUCCUCGCGAACCAGGCAACCCCGGGAAGGGCAACUUUUGGACUCUCGAUCCGCUGGCGGAGGAUAUGUUCGACAACGGUAGCUUCUUGAGGCGCCGGAAGCGCUACAAGCGCACUACGCUCGCCCAGAGCAUGGCGUUUCCGGGUGUGUUCGGCCCGUUCGCCCCGUUCUGGAUACGCAAACCGGUGCCGGUCAUUCCGAUGCACCAGUUUGGCCCGGCGCACGCCGGGUCGCCCGCCAUGACGCCCGGGUUCGGUGCGGAGGGUCCCGGAGGGCCGUUAACCUCGCUGGGGGCCGGUCGGACGGCGAGUGACUUCCUGUUGGACAGCAAGCUCAACCUCUUCGGCACGGUCAAGAUGGACGAUCUCAAUGUGGCCAUGAUGGAGAACAGUGACUUUCUGCAGCGAAACGUCGACAGUUUGAAGAUCUCGAGCGCCAUGAACAAGUUCUUUCACGGCUACCACCAGAGUCAGGGUGGCGGGGGCGGCCCGGUGCUCGAUCUGUACGACGAUGGCGUCCACCAUGGGCCGCUCGGUGGAGUGCAUCACUGCAAUGGUCGCGACGGAGCGAGCUACUAUGGAGGGGCGGCUAAGGGAGGAAGCCUCCUGCCUGGGGGCCUCCCAGCCGGGGCGAUGCUGCCGGGAGCCGCUGAAGUGGACUCAGCCGGUGGCAGUCGCCGGGGGCACGAAUUUCCCGACGCCGAUUUGGAUGUUUCCAGUGACGACCGCAUUGACGUGGAGAGUGAAGACGAUUACAAGUCACCGGCAGAGAGAGGAAGUGGCCUGGUCUAUCACGAGCUGCUUUUGGAUAGGCACAAGUCGGAAACACCCACCAGUAUUGCACCCCCAUCGCAACACCUACCUAGCUCCCCCCAGCAUCUCGGGCGACCAUCUUCCGCCGAUGGUCCACCGGUGGAUCCGGAGGGCUAUUCGCCACGCUGUAGCCCUUCCCGCGCUGGGCGUGAUCCGGACGAGUAUUAUGUGGACGAAGACGAACAGUCGGACAAGGUUAGCAGCGGCUCGGUCGAGGAACGAGGAUCCCAGCACGAACAGUCGGUCCGGAGUCACUUGUACGAUGACGUACACCGCUUACCGACACCAACGGAACCGUUACCGGAUGGGACGGGUUCCAACAAUGGCACGGAUGGCGAUUAUCCCGCGCUGAGAAGCGACAGCUACACCGAGACGGCAAAGAUGCUCGAGACGACGUUUGCGACACGAAAGCGCAAAUUUGGCAACACGAAAGGUUUCAGCAUAGAGAACCUCAUCGGCUGCAGCGUGGAGGACAGAUGA